AUGGCAAGCGAACAGGUUAUAAGCCCAAGACAAGAAGAAAACGAAGACACCAACGCGGCACAGGCGCCGCCGGCAACCGGUCACGAAAGGGCCGCGGACGCGCCUGCUACGGUCGUCUCUCCCAUCGAUCACGCAAGGAGCGCGGAGCCUGACGGACUGGCGAGGGUUCUCGAGAUGCUUUCGGGCAUGGACUUGCAAAUGCAGAAGAUGGAACCGUCCCAAGCACGCAUGGACGAAGACGAGCGCAUGCGUGGCGCUCACGAGAAAGAGCUGUUCCGAUCAGAGCUCGGGGCGGACUUCGCAGGUGACUCCACGGCGGAGCAAUGGAGCUUGAGGACUUGCACGAUCGGCAGCCUCAGCAACAACUGCGGCCCGCCUGCCUCAUUGCCGCCAUACCAGCCGCCACCAGUGCCCCAGGCGAUGCCGGUAGCUCCAGGGCAGCCAGUACAGCAGCGGCAACAAUUGAUGCCGAUGCAGCAUCGCACUCCGGAUGCCAGGCAGCGCAAGCUGGCGAUCCACAAGUUCGAUGGCACCGAGGUGUACGUUGGACUCGGGUUCGGCUUCUUCGACUGGGGCAAGACGUUUUGGCGCCAGGUCGACAUAGGAAAGGAGUCUUGCGGUUUCCUGUGGAGCGAGAAUGUGAAGACUGACGUGCUCGGGCAGUACCUCACUGGCACUGCCGAGCGGUAUUUCAGCAAGCAGGUCGACACGUGGUGGUCCGUGCUGCCUACAUUGCAGUACGUGAUGCAGCGCAUGCUGGACACGUUCAAGACGACGAUAACCGCACCUCAAGCAAUGAAAGUCUUCACAGCGAAGAAAGAGAGCAAGAGAUCCUGGCCAGAACACUACUUGUAUCUGUUCGCUGUCAGCGACGCUGCGAACAGCGCUGAGCAGCAGGUUCUGGACGACAUCGUGCGCUACGCCUCGUCUGAGCUGUCGAUACACUCAUGGCGAAGUACCAGACGUACCGCAUCGACUACCUCGUGCACGCGCAAGGGCUCGCUCACCGCGCGCAAGCAAUCGAGAUUGAUUCUCGAUCAGGAAGAUCGUUCGGGAAGGAGGUCGACGCGCACGUGGACGAGUCCGUGUCGCGCAGGGAAACACGCACUUGCCACGGGUGUGGUAAGGUCGGCCAUCUGA
This is a messenger RNA of Peronospora matthiolae, 1140 nucleotides long. The record is from the annotation of a GenBank genome assembly. Lineage: Eukaryota; Oomycota; Peronosporomycetes; Peronosporales; Peronosporaceae.